UUUUAGGUAAUAAAAAUAAAAUGAAUUUUAAUUUCUUUUUAAUUUUCUCCAUUUUAUUUCUUUCAAUUUCUCAAUUUUUAAAUAACGGGCCGACUUUGACUUUAGCUAUAAUAGCUCCAUUAGAUCAGCAACUAAGUGUUGGUAUUAGAAUGAAGAGAGAUUUAAUUGAGGGAAAUGAUUUUUUGUUUGGACAAUUUAUAUCUCGAAAGAAGAGACAAUUCCUUGUUGGACAAAAACAUAAAAAACCACAUGAUUGA
This is a messenger RNA of Meloidogyne enterolobii, 257 nucleotides long. Lineage: Eukaryota; Metazoa; Nematoda; Chromadorea; Rhabditida; Meloidogynidae. The record is from the annotation of a GenBank genome assembly.